AUGGCGGCUGGAGCUUCAUCUUCUACCUUGGAAUCAAAUGGGAUCGUCGGAAAAGGGGCUUCAGGACGCCUCCUGAUUGGGGGCCCCCAUAGCCUAACCGACUCUCCUCCAGCCCCACCCGUCCUUGACCUCCAUCAGCUUUUCCAAAAGGGGCAACAGGAGGGACUAAUCAGCCUCUCUGCCUUGCGUUUUAGCACCGUCAAGUCUGCCAAGCAUGGCGGCACCAGGUACCGGUCGCGAGAAGGACACUACGCUGCCAGCGUGGGACACACGCAGUGGCUCCAGAUCACCGUGCAGAAGGCUGAGAGCCCGACCCAGUCAGAUAUUAACGGCUUCUCCACGCUGCACACUGCUGCGCUGCACGGACGGCUGGACUGCAUGAAGAUGCUGAUUGAGAAAUACAACGUUGAUGUCAAUCUGGCCAGCCUGCGGGGCUGGAGACCCAUCCACCUGGUGAUGGGCCAGGAGAGCAAGGACAUGGCCAUGCCGUGCCUCCAGUACUUGCUCAGCAAAGGCGCGGACGUCAAUGUGCAGAAUCAGACUGGAGUAUCUCCGCUUCACAAGGCUGCAAGCGAAGGGCGCGAAUCUUGUCUCCAAGCUCUGAUUGAUGCUGGGGCUAACGUCCAUGCCCUGGACAACGAGGGACAGAAGCCCAUUGAUCUGUGCAAAAUGUGGGGCCACAGGGCCUGUGCUAAACGUCUCUCCCACGCCAUGUGGAAGGCAGACAAGAAGCACAGGCUGCGGGAGAUGUGCAGACUGGAGGCCAUUAAACUGGAGUGUGAGAUGAAGCAGCAGGAAUUCAUUGAAAAUGAACAGAGGGAGCUGAAUUUCUGCAACAUCUUGGCGUUUGAAAAUUGGCUCAUGAAGAAGGGCCUGCCGUUGCCCACUAGAAGCGUCCUAGACUUUACACUCUUUCGGCGUCAGUCGGUGAUGCUCCGCAAGGUGGCUGGGGAGAUGGCCAGCCCGAUCCCCUCCCUCAGCCCCCUGUUCAAGGGGGGGGCCUCAGAGGUGGCCCUCAGAGUGCUCUGGAAGUACCGGCGCCAGAAGCCAUGGAACCUCAGCACCAACCUGGCCUCAGAGCCCGCCACCUCCAUCUACCGGCCACCGCUCGUCCGGCUGGGUGUGGAGCCAGAGAAGCCCACGGAGCACGACUUCACCUCCUUCUUGUUCCUCUUCAAGAACGCUUUUGGGGAGCCCGUGAUCCAGAUCGACAACAUUGGCAAGGUGAGCUCCGUCCCUGAGCUGCCCUACGAGGACAUUAAGAAGAGCCUCUACCCCCACAUCAAGGCCACCCGCCUGGAGGUCCCCAAGGAUUUCCGGCCAAUGCACAUCUUUAACCUGAAGCACCGGCGUCCCGUGGGCCCGGAGCACUGGUGGACAGACCAGAUGGCCCUGAGCUUGCGGGAGACCCUGGACCCCAUCUUCCUGAGCACGCUGAAGACCCACUUCUCCACCUACUGCAGCUCUCAAGCUCCAAGUCCAAGAACGGCCGCAGUGGAAGAGCCUCCCCCGUCCCAAGCAGAUCUGCCAGCUGUGAGGAGGAGCCCCCUGCAGGCCCUUUCCACUGUGCCCCCAGAGCAAAGGGGACACAGCGGAAAGGGAUUGCCCCCCCACCUCAGAAGUAUUUGAUGGGGAUUAAUUUGCAGUGCUCCAUUUUCUCGUGCGAUUGAUAGAAACACUCAUUAAUAAAAGGGCCUUA
Molecule: messenger RNA, 1699 nt
Organism: Python bivittatus (Burmese python)
Lineage: Eukaryota; Metazoa; Chordata; Lepidosauria; Squamata; Pythonidae
Source: RefSeq, a predicted model, not a curated record